AAAGAGGUUAAAUCCAAAACUAAAGUUCGUUUCAUCGAUAAGAAAUGUUCGGAUUGUUGUCAACUCUCAGUCAAGUGCUUAAACUGGGCCCCAGGGGCUUUGUUCGCCAAAAAUUCAAGCUACCCUUCGUUAAGUUCAUACACGACACAGUGGAUUUGUAUAAAAAACGCACGAAGUCUGGAGUAAAUAGCAUAAGAGACAUUUUAUUUAGGGGCACGGUUAUAGCCUUAAUUACAGCUGUAUUAGUAUGGCUGUCAAUAUUUAUGUAUGUGGCUUUUUAUUAUGUUUAUGUGCCAACAAUAUCUCACGAGAGGCCGGUAUUUUUAAAGUUUAAACCCUGCGGGAACGCCAAUAGUUGUAAAGAAUACAAAGAAGUAUGUAGUUUUCCUUCGGCUCAUGUUCAGCUGACUAAACGGCAGCAACUUUUAAUGACUGGCCAGCCUUAUAGGAUACAUUUAGACUUGGAAAUGCCGGAAUCGCCUACAAAUAGAGCCUUGGGUAUGUUCAUGGUUUGUGCAGAUUUUCGAGAUGGAGAAGGACAACUAAUAGCAAACUCAUGUAGAUCCACUAUGCUUCAUUAUAGAGGAGCAUUAUUAGAUACCAUGUACAAAUUAGUUUUUAGUCCUUUUUACGUUUUGGGCACUGCAGAAGAAAAACAAAAUAUUCAUGUGGAAUUAUUUUCGAACUAUGAAGAACAAGAAUUUCAACCUGUUACUGAUAUUUACAUUGAAAUCCAAUCUCAGCACAUAGAAAUAUAUUCAGCUAAAUUUUUAUUGAAUGCCAAUUUCGCAGGACUUAGAUAUGUUAUGUUUAACUGGCCAGUACUUUCUGCUGCUUUGGGUAUAACUGCUAAUCUCUUCUUUAUCGCUCUUGUAUGUCUUUUGAGUUGGUAUCAAAUAAUUAAUUCUGAGGAAUACCUAAAUUUCCUUAAAAAAGAAGAGGAAGGAAAAAUCGAAAAUAUAAAAGAUUCUUUGGAACCGUUUAUGGCAACGAUAGAAAACAUUGACUAUUCAAUACUAUCCAUAAUAGGAAAUCUAUACUUAUCUCCGAUAUAUUAUUUAUACGACGCGUUUCUUUUAUUUAAAAAUAAGUAUUUAGAGGUGGUAAAGGUACCCUUAAAAAUGGUGGUUUACAGAACCAAAAGGUAUUCCAUUACAAGUCUGAAGAGGAGUCUGAAAUAUAAAAAUAACGACAAAAGGAAGUGCGGAAAGUGUAAAAAAUCUGUAUGCGCAGAACAUAAUCGAAGUGUUUGCAAUGUAUGCUUGUCAAAAAAUAAUGUUAUUGUUUUAGAAUAAGUAAUAAAAUUAUGAAGAAUAUCGAUUUUUAUUCAAGCUAAAUCAGCUGGUUUUAUUUAGUUUAGUUUGUUAACC
Molecule: messenger RNA, 1370 nt
Organism: Brassicogethes aeneus
Lineage: Eukaryota; Metazoa; Arthropoda; Insecta; Coleoptera; Nitidulidae
Source: the annotation of a GenBank genome assembly